UUUAUAAUUCUUCAAUCAAACAGUCUGAACCUGAUGUACAUGCUUAAUAUUUUUGUUUCUUACGAUAUAAUUAUGACAAUAUAAUUUGUUUAUAUAGCUUUGAUUUAAGAAUUUAAUUUUACAUAUUAUAAUUUGAUUUAUUUUAUAUAUUUAUUUUUAGUUGUAGUUAUAAUAUGGAUGUUAUCUGAUACACUAGUCAUUACCCAAGAAAUGUGUUCUACUAUUUCCUAUUUGAUUGUAUGCAAGUAUUGCAAUAGUGUGAAAAAUUUUAUAAUAGUUCACGAAAACAAGAUUGAAUGAAACACUGUUAAAAAUGAUGAAUCUUUUGAAAGAUUCCUUAACUUAUAUAAAUUCAGGGUCUUUGUAUGUUUAUAAAAUUAUACAUUAAAAGUAUCAUAUAGUUCUUAUGGCCUGUAAACUAAUUGUAUAUACACAUACAUGCAUAUACAUCAUAGAAAAAAUAUGAGAUUUACAUAUAAACAUAUUUUCCGCAGUAUGUUAAUAUGUGCAAACUAGAAUGUAUAUGAAUUUUGUGAAUACAUAAAUAAUAUUAAUCCCAAUUAAUAUUUAUUAAAUAUUAUAAAAUAAGUUUAAGCACCAUCACAGUUGGCCCUAUAUAAUCAUUACUUUCGGUAUAUCUAUAUUCCAUUUUAUAGUAACCAUCAUUUAUAUCAUUAUAUAAUCUUGAAAUUUUUUACAAUUUAAUAUAAUACAAUUCGAUAAAAAUGAAGACAAGGAUUAAGUCCUCUACAAAAAAGAUAUUCUGUAAUUAUAUUAUUAAGAUGUUCUGUGGUUGUAGUUUUAUUUCUAUUUCAUUAUUUAAUCAACUUUAUUUAUAUUUAAGCUCAUAUAAUAUUAUAAGUGAAUACUAAAAUAUAAUACAAAAUUAUUUUUCAAUUUGUUUUUGAAAUUUAUCCUUAAAUUAAUAUUAAUUUAUAAGACAAACGUAAUCCUUGAUACUUUUGAGUUUCUAUAAAAUGCUCUAGAAUGAUUAAUUACAUAAUUAAAGAAAUAAUAUUAAUAGAUUGGAUUAUAUGGACAGAUUAUGAAUGUAAUAAUGCUUACUGUACAAGAUAUUAAUAAGUUCACUCCUCUACCUCAGUAACUAUACAUGAUUUUGGAUAAAGUCUUUAAAUUGUAUUAUAUUAUUUUAAUUAUUUUAUUCAUACUAUCGAUUAGAAAUUAACAACAUUAAAUCCAUUUUAAUAUAAUGUAAAUAUGAUGUAUAAAAUUUUGUACCACUAAUUUAUUGUGGUAAAUUGCACAAAAAUAUUUCACAUUUAAAAAACGAUUCUAAUAUGCUUUUAGUAUCUAUAUUGUAAAAAUUCUUGUAUUAAAUACAUACAUGAUAUGUAUAUCAUAAACUAUUUGUCUCUGUUAAGUAUUCAUGAAAUAAUGGUGUUUUAUUAUGAGAUUUAAUACUAGCAUCUAGUUUAGUAGAAAGUGCUUGUAGAAAUUAUUGUAGGUACAUUAUUUAUAAUGUAUAUUAUAUAUAUACAUUAUACACACACACAUAUUCAUUGAAGGUAGUCGGAAUUAGUUUUUCUAAACUUUUGUACAAAAUAUGUAUAGCACAUAUAUAUAUAACACAAUAUUAAUAAAUAUUAAUCAUAUGUUUGUGUGUAUAUGUGUGUGUAUUGGAGAAAUACAAUUUAUUUCUUAAUUUAUAUUUUAUAUUUUCUAUUAUUUGCCCUCUUUUGUAAUUAAUCUUGUAAUGCAGCUAUAACAAAUUUGCAUAUAAUCUCUAGCUGAAGUAUCUUGCACAAACAUGCAAUACGAUUAGUGUUUUGCCACAGUAUUUUUGAAUGUGUGACUCUUUAAGAUGUCGCUACGUGUAGUUUAUCGCGAUUAGUAAUAAAAGAAAUGUAUCUUUUUGUUUUGCACAAAUAGAUAUUAAGUAUAUAAUAAAUAUGGCGUCAUAGUUUAUAAACCUGGUUUAUGGAUUAGUUUCAAGAAAUAUUUCGAACAUAACCUCGAUCGCUUUUUAUAAACUUUUUAUAAGUUAAAAUACUGAAUGUAAAAUACGUUAAAUUUAUAUAAGGAUCUUAUUAAAUUCUUCAAUUUUUUAUCAAAUGCUUUGAGAUUAAAGUGUAUGUGUAUGUGGUAAUUCAAUGGAUUUUUCAAAAUCUUACGGUUCUUUAUAAUAUAUAUGAAUAUUGUAUCCAUAUGCACUGAUAAUAAUCUGAGAAAAAACUAAAGAAUUCGUCAUUAUGGCAUCACCAGCCCCUAAAUCUCCCGAACAGUCGGAACGAAAUAGAAAAUAUGAUCGACAAUUGAGAUUAUGGGGAGAUCAUGGUCAAGCUUAUUUAGAAGCAGCACAUAUUUGUCUUAUAAAUGCUACUGGAUUGGGAACAGAAAUUUUAAAAUCAUUGGUUCUUCCUGGUAUUGGUGCAUUUACUAUUGUUGAUGGAAAAAAGAUAACAAAUGAAGAUAUUGGAGCAAACUUUUUUCUAGAGGCAGAUAGCAUUGGAAAAUCUAGGGCUCAAGUUGCGACCCAGAUGUUAUUAGAAUUAAAUCCUGAUGUUCGAGGCGAUUAUAUUGAUGAAGAACCACAACAGAUUUUAUAUAAUAGUCCAGAUUUUUUAAAUAACUUUACAGUAGUAGUUGCUACUUCAUUAACAGAAAAAUGCUUAGUCCUUUUGUCAAGACGACUUUGGGAGUUAAAUAUUCCUUUAAUAGUAUGUAGAAGUAUAGGUUUCAUUGCUUAUAUGCGAAUUCAAGUGAAAGAACAUACUAUAGUAGAGACACAUCCAGAUAAUGAAACAUCAGAUUUACGUUUAGAUAAACCUUUUGGAACCUUAAAAAAGCACUUAGACUCUAUCGACCUUGACACAUUGAGCUUCAAAGAUCAUACUCAUAUACCAUAUGUAGUUAUUUUAUAUAAAUAUUUAUCAAAGUGGAUUUUGAAUCAUGGAAGUUUGCCAAAGACUUAUAAAGAUAAACAACUAUUGAGAGAAAUGAUAAGAAAAGGAAUGAGAAAAGAUGAACAAGAUACAGUAAAUACUGAAGAAAAUUUUGAAGAAGCAAUUAAAGCUGUAAAUACAUGUGUGGGUUGUACCGAAGUUCCUGAUAGAAUUAAAAAUAUUUUAAAUGAUGAAUGUUGUAUUAAUUUAACAGCAAAGAGCAGUCCAUUUUGGAUAAUUGCUAAAGCAGUAAGAGAUUUUAUUGACAAUGAAGGUUGCGGUUUGUUACCACUAAAAGGAACUCUGCCAGAUAUGACAGCUGAUACAGAGAAAUAUAUAAUUCUACAGCAAAUUUACCACAAGCAAGCAUCAGCAGAUGCAGAAGCAGUGUGGAGACGCACAUUGCAGUUACUACGACAGUUGGGUAAAUCUUCAGAUUCAAUAUCUGAGAAAGAUGUAAAAUUAUUUUGUAAAUAUGCUGUAGAUAUUUAUGUAGAGAGAGGAACUUGUAUAGCUGAUGAAUAUGAUCCUAAAAUCAUUGAUACCAAUAAUAUAGUGCAAAGUUUGGAGAAUCCUGAGAGUUUAAUGGUGUAUUAUGUUGUACUUAGAGGAGUUGAGAAAUUUCAAGCAGAAUAUAAUUCAUAUCCAGGGGAAUUUGAUGAUCAAGUGGAGCCUGAUAUUGUUAAAUUAAAGACUUGUAUUACAAAAUUGUUAAGUGAGUGGGGAUGUGGACCAUUGGCAAAGGAUGACUAUGUUCACGAAUUUUGUCGAUUUGGUGGCGCUGAAUUGCAUUCAGUAUCUGCAUUUUUAGGAGGAUUAGCUGCUCAAGAAACUAUCAAAUUUAUUACAAAACAAUAUAAACCUCUUCAUAACACUUUUAUUUAUGACGCUGUGACAUCAAACUCUAGUACAUUUUUUUUUUAGAAACAAUUUUUUUAAACAUGCAUAUAUAUAUGUAUACAUAUAUACAUAUAUACAUAUAUAUACACACACAUUCACAUAUAUCUAUACACAGAGACACACAACAUCUGUAUUAGCUGAAGAAUACAAUUUUGUAGUUUAAGUGUUA
This is a messenger RNA of Vespa crabro (European hornet), 3972 nucleotides long. RefSeq names its product NEDD8-activating enzyme E1 regulatory subunit (gene APP-BP1). The transcript is spliced from 8 exons. The coding region runs from base 2211 to 3827 and encodes 538 amino acids. Gene Ontology annotation, cellular component: nucleus; cytoplasm. The record is from RefSeq and is a predicted model, not a curated record. Gene Ontology annotation, molecular function: ubiquitin activating enzyme activity; NEDD8 activating enzyme activity. Lineage: Eukaryota; Metazoa; Arthropoda; Insecta; Hymenoptera; Vespidae. Gene Ontology annotation, biological process: ubiquitin-dependent protein catabolic process; protein ubiquitination; DNA damage response.